AUGGUAAAGAGAAAAUCAGAAGUGCUAGGUGGCAACUCCAGCAUUCAACCACUUCCUCAGAUUAGGAAGAUGGCAACACAACCAGCUACUACUACUAUUGAACUGAGCCCAAAGGAGGCUCAGCUCAAAGACUUGCUUUUAGAUGCCGCUAAAUUCAUAGACAAGUCGAGAACUAUCCGAGAUCAGGUCAUUUUACGAUGGGCUGGCGGCUGGGUUCGCGAUAAACUUUUGGGAAUUGAAUCUCACGACAUCGAUACGGCUAUCAACGUCAUGACCGGGGAGGCUUUCGCACUGAAGCUAUGUGUCAUGUGCCAACAGCCUGAUGCUGUUAAGAAGCAUGGCAUUGAAGAGUCAGAUAUUGGUGGCCUUUAUAAGAUUGCGCGAAAUCCAGAGAAAUCUAAACAUCUUGAGACCACGACAAUCAAGCUCUUCGGAUAUGACGUUGAUUUCGUUAAUCUUCGUAAAGAGACUUACACUCAGGACAGCCGAAAUCCUCAAAUGAAAUUCGGCACCGCUGAAGAAGAUGCACUACGAAGAGAUGCUACUGUUAACGCUCUUUUUUAUAACCUUAACACUGGCAAAGUGGAAGACUUCACGACUGGGCUGACGGACAUGAAGUCGCGACUGAUAAGGACACCGCUAGAGCCAUUCCAGACCUUCAUGGAUGAUCCUCUUCGCGUCCUCAGACUAGUUAGAUUCGCUAGCCGCCUAGAGUUUACUAUCGACCCAACUGCCGAGAAGGUAAUGGGCGACCCUCAGAUCCUUGACGCUUUACGUUUAAAGAUUAGUCGUGAGAGGAUUGGUAUUGAGCUUCAGAAAAUGCUUAAGGGUAACCAUCCUCGAAGGUCUUUAGAAUACAUCAACGAUCUCGGACUUUACCAUACCAUUUUCACAGACCCGUCCAAGCCGGAUAUUCCAAGUCCAGAUAUCUCCAAUUGGAAGGCAGUAUAUGAAUGCCUUGACUCGCUCCGCCAGAACAAGACUCCUGGUUCCAUUUACGACGUUCUCGUACGAUCAGAUGAAGCUGCCUACUAUGCCUGGGUCCUAGUGGCCGUCUGCCCCUGGGAGAAUGUUGAAAACCCUAAGCAUUCUGGCAAGGGCAAAGCGCCGCCACCCUUAGGAACUCUGGCGAUUCGAGAAGGUAUCAAGGCAACCAACAAGCUUUGCGAUCUUGCAACUACCGCUCAUAAUAACAGAACGGAAAUCAUGUCUCUCGUGAAAGCUGUUUCGGAUAAGGCACCCUUCAUCGCAGAAAGGGAUAGGUUCGGAAUGGCAAUCCGGCGUUGGGACUUAAGAGUUGGCCACUGGAGGGUACAGGUUUUGUACGCUUUCCUGGUCGACGUUAUGAAUGUCUUAGGCACAAAGUCAAAAGACCCAGUCAGCGUGGAUGAGCUCCUACGCAAAUGGCAAGCGUUUCUAGAUCAUCUACAAGAACUAGAUAUUAUGGAAGCUCCGUCGCUAGAACGGAUAAUCGAUGGCAAUCAACUCACCAAAGCGCUGGGUGUCAGACCCGGGAAAUGGUUGGCCCGUGCCUUAGAGGUCUGUAUCGCCUGGCAGCUGCGCCAUCCAGAAAAUACGGACCCGGCGGGCGCUGUAAAGGAGGUCCAAAGUAAAAGAGCCGAGCUAGGAAUCCCGAGGAAAAAGAAAAGCAGGUAA
Daldinia childiae is the source of this 1656-nucleotide messenger RNA. Its product is annotated as CCA tRNA nucleotidyltransferase, mitochondrial. Gene Ontology annotation, biological process: tRNA 3'-terminal CCA addition. Bases 1 to 1656 code for a protein of 551 amino acids. The transcript is spliced from 3 exons. The record is from RefSeq and is a predicted model, not a curated record. Lineage: Eukaryota; Fungi; Ascomycota; Sordariomycetes; Xylariales; Hypoxylaceae. Gene Ontology annotation, molecular function: RNA binding; ATP:3'-cytidine-cytidine-tRNA adenylyltransferase activity.